CGAUCAAUCAGUGAUCGAUAACAAUCACUAAUCAAUCAAUAAUGUAUCGAUUAUUUGUAAUUAAAUUUUUUAUUUUAAUCUUUAUUUGUCAAUUAAAUAAUUGCCGUAUACAUCAUUUAAAAUUACAUAAUGAUAUACGAAGAUAUUUUCCAAUAUCAACAUUUGGUUAUUAUACAGGUGGCCAAUUGGAAGUUACUAUUAAUAGUUUUCGUUAUCAUCCAAAUGAUUUGGAUGAAACGGCUAUUUCGGGAAAAUUUGGUUUUUCAUUAACACGUACCAUGAGUAAUAAUAUAUCACCUUAUAUUGAUGGCCAAUAUAGUCAAUUAAGCUGUACGCUUAAUCAAGAUAUGGAUUAUUUUCAAAACGACAUAGGUGUUAUUAUGAUGAAAUUUGAUAUUAAAAAUAAUAGUGUCCUGCUACAAUGUAAUUCCGAUCUCAAUAAAUUGAGUAUAUUUUCAUCCGAACAUUUGAUUGCAAAACGUUCGAUUGAUUCGGCCAAUGUAAAUAAUGCUGAUGACAAUAAAUCCAAGCAGUUGACUGAAAAUGUUCAACAGCCGAAAAUUGAAAAGAUAAUGCCGUCCGAUGAUACAAAAAUUCCCAAUGUUGUCGAUAAUAGUGAAAAUUCUGCUGCCAUCAUUCCUUUGGUGGACAAAGUGGAUAAAAAUGAUAAAAAUGUACCACCACUGCAACAACAACCAUUACCGCAUGAAAUUGAAUCGAAAAAAAAUCUUCAAGAAUCAUCAUCGAAUGAAUUAUCAAAAAUUGAUAAUUUAGAUUCGUUGGCGGCUGUUGAUCAACAAUCAGCAAUAACAACGACAACAAAUCCAUAUCAAUGUUUAACCAAUUCAUUUGAAAUGAAACGUUUAGGUAAUGUUCAUGAUGGUAGUUUAGAAUUUAAUUUCAAGUUCAAAGUUUUUAUUGCUGAUCCAAAAUAUGAAGGUUUAUAUUCAUUACAUUUUCAUAAUUGCCUUAAUUAUCCAAAAUCCAUUCAAGAUAUAAAUAAUCAAUAUGAUACAUCAAUUGAUUUGGAUAUAAAAAUUAUUGAAAAUAAUUUAGAUAAUUAUUUAUCGGCUGGUGAAAUACCAUUACCACAAUUAUAUUUUGCAUUAUCCAUUAUAUUUUUUAUAAUGGGUACAAUAUGGUUUGUAUCGAUACGUUCACGUUGGGAAGAAACAUUUAAAAUUCAUUAUUUAAUGGGUGUAUUGGUUUUUGUUAAAGCAUUGUCGUUGCUUUUUCAUAGUAUCAAUUAUCAUUUUAUUGCAAAAGAAGGAUCACAAGUUGAAACAUGGGCCGUUUUAUAUUAUAUAACACAUUUUCUAAAAGGUGCAUUAUUAUUUAUCACUAUUGUUUUGAUUGGUACCGGUUGGGCAUUUAUCAAACAUAUUCUUAAUGAUAAGGAUAAAAAAAUUUUUAUGGUUGUCAUUCCAUUACAGGUAAUAGCGAAUAUUGCUGAUAUAAUUACCGAAGAAAGUGAAGAAGGUGCCCUAAUACAUACAGUUUGGCGUGAAAUAUUCAUACUUGUUGAUAUGAUUUGUUGUGGUGCAAUACUGUUUCCAGUUAUUUGGUCAAUAAGACAUUUGCAUGAAGCAUCAGCAACUGAUGGAAAAGCAGCUAUAAAUCUAAAAAAAUUACAAUUAUUUCGUUUUUUCUAUGUAAUGAUUGUAUUUUAUAUAUAUUUUACACGGAUUAUUGUCUAUCUGGUCAAAAUAACUGUACCAUUUAAUUUGGAAUGGUUGGCACAAUUAUUUCAACAUUUAGCAACAUUAAUAUUUUUUCUAUUGACUGGUUAUCAUUUUCAACCAAUAACAACAAAUCCAUAUUAUCAAUUAUUACAGGAUGAUAUUGAAAUGGAUGAAGAAGUUUUAUUCAUCCAACCAAAUACGUUUAGCGAAGCAAAAAAACGUAAUCGUGAUCUUGAAUCGGGUGAUUUAAAAAAUUUAUUAAAUACAAAUUCUAAUACAUAUGAUUAUGAUUGAGAUGAUAAAUAAUUUUGUUGCUUCUGUUCUGUUGUUUGAAACACAAUGAUCCUUGAUAAUCACAAUCAACCUAUUCGAAUCAAUUUUUGCCAUUAUUUUUUUUU
Molecule: messenger RNA, 2080 nt
Organism: Dermatophagoides pteronyssinus (European house dust mite)
Lineage: Eukaryota; Metazoa; Arthropoda; Arachnida; Sarcoptiformes; Pyroglyphidae
Product: protein GPR107
Biological process (GO): transport
Cellular component (GO): Golgi apparatus; membrane
Source: RefSeq, a predicted model, not a curated record